This is a messenger RNA of Pterocles gutturalis (yellow-throated sandgrouse), 353 nucleotides long. RefSeq names its product GRAM domain-containing protein 1C-like. NCBI's taxonomy places the organism in Eukaryota, Metazoa, Chordata, Aves, Pterocliformes, Pteroclidae. The transcript is spliced from 4 exons. The annotation marks the transcript as partial. The record is from RefSeq and is a predicted model, not a curated record.
GAAGGAAAAGAGAUGCUGUAAGUAGGACCACCACCAUCAUUGUAGUAAUGAGUGUCUUUUUGCUGCUCUUGGUCUUGCUGAAUAUAACACUGUUUUUCAAACUGUCAAAGAUAGAGCAUGCAGCUCAGUCCCUCUAUCAUGUCCAGCUUCAGGAAGAAAGCUCUUUGAACAUAUCCCCAGAAAUGGUAUCAAAAGAGGAGAUCCCUCAAUAUGAUAAGGAACAGGUUAAACAUGUGAAGGGAGUUUUAAGAGACUCAAUUGAAAUGCUUGAGCAGCUAAAAAGCUCCCUUUCCAUGCUCCAGAGAAGCUUUGACCACUUGAACAGGACACAGAACGGCAAGACUGAGAGUUAA